Messenger RNA from Apis dorsata (giant honeybee), 3813 nucleotides. Its product is annotated as Krueppel-like factor 6. Gene Ontology annotation, biological process: regulation of transcription by RNA polymerase II. The coding region runs from base 34 to 1044 and encodes 336 amino acids. The transcript has 6 exons. Lineage: Eukaryota; Metazoa; Arthropoda; Insecta; Hymenoptera; Apidae. The record is from RefSeq and is a predicted model, not a curated record. Gene Ontology annotation, molecular function: DNA-binding transcription factor activity, RNA polymerase II-specific; RNA polymerase II cis-regulatory region sequence-specific DNA binding.
UUUUUUUUUUUUUUAUUUCAGACAUGCUACGAGAUGGAGAGGUACCUGAAGGACGAACCGAAACUACAGUCGUACAAAAAGUUGCCCACAGAGUUAGAUACAGCACCCUGGAAUCUCUUCAGGCCUCCUAUUUCGUGGACAGCGACCACUGGCACCGCCAACGCACAAUUCGAAUCACCAAUCAAAAUGGAGGUGACGACGUCGUCGGAAGACAGAGAAACACUCUGCUUGGACGAUAUUAAGUUCAGUCCUGGUGAUCACAACCACAAUGGCCGUGAUAGGGAUCUUCUGGACCGGCACCUCGAUUCCUUAUCGAUGUCGUCAUCGAGUUCGGCGUGUUCUUGGGAUAGUUCGCCUUCCGUUUCGUGCACGGCGUUCAUUCUCAAGAAAGAACCCAGCGAGGAUCUCGAAGAGGACGAGGAGCACGAGGAAAUCGAGGAGGAAGAGGACAGCGGAUGCGAAAGCGAAGGUCAAAUCCUGACACCACCAUCGAGUCCGGGUUCGGGUCAAGGUCAUUCCAACUCCAGUCAUUCGUCGAGCGGGAGUUCUAUGCUUGACGUACAGAACCUCAACCUUCAUGGGACGGGUGGCAGGAGCGCUAUCGUCAGGGUUACCACUAGCAACGCACAGGGUGUCGCAAGACUGAUCUCCGUCACAGCGAAUGGCUACCCCGCAGUUGCAGGCACGCAACAUGCACAUGCAGGGACAACUGCGGCUGCGAGCACUGUGGCUAAUAGGCACCAUGCGAGGAGCCAUGAGCACAGUCCGCCUGAUACGAAGCGCAGGAUACACAAAUGCCAAUUUCCGGGUUGCAAGAAGGUAUAUACCAAGAGUUCACAUCUGAAAGCUCAUCAGAGGACGCACACAGGAGAGAAGCCGUACAAGUGCAGUUGGGAGGGUUGCGAGUGGCGAUUCGCGCGUUCCGAUGAGUUAACACGCCACUACCGCAAGCACACUGGCGCGAAGCCGUUCAAGUGUCGGCACUGCGACCGAUGUUUCUCUCGCAGCGAUCACCUAGCCCUCCAUAUGAAGAGACACGUGUAAUCGAUCGUCACCGCGAACGGUCCUCAACAAACGGAACAGUCCAGGACCGGCAGGCGCGAGGUCGUCAUGCAAACAUACGACCCCCUCGUGAUCGCGUUUCUUCCAUACACACCUGACGAUCCACAUCGAAUUCGAUCAUCGACAACGUAGCCAUCACUAAGUUGGCCCCAUCAUGUCGAAGUAAUAUGAUCGCAAGAUAUAGAGAUAUAUACAUUUAUAUCUAUAUAUCUCUUAUGGAUUUAAUAUUAAUAAGAGAGGAAUCGAUGAUGGACGAGAUGAUCGAUGAAGAAUGGCCAUUUCUAUUAGUGGUCGUUCUCUGGAAAUAGGAAAGUCGAUCGAUAAAUAAACAAAACGAAUCGAUAUUAUCCGUCGUUGUAAAGGACGAAUGUAAGACAAUUCGUAGAUUGAUGGUUGCAAUUGGAAAUUGCAAUUGAAAUAAAGAAAAUGUAUAUCUUUCUUCUUUCUCUCUUCGAGGCAAUAGAAAAAGUUAACGAGACUGAAAGAAUAUCAGAUGACACUUUCUAUAAAGAUAUAUGCUGGCAAUGGAAACAAUAAAUGGUGAUUAGAUGCGGAUCAGACUGGUAAUUAGGAAUCUCUUGGACAAACACAAGAUAACAAGUCUUGUCCGAGAUGUUAAUCACUGCCAAUUCAUUAAAUUCUAAGAUCAGUGCAUAUAAUAUCGGAGAUAACCGAUGAAUGCUGCCUCGAAACUGGGAAAGAAGUUGAAUGAGAAAAAUCGUCCAACAAUGAUGGUAUAUACGACGCUCACGUGAAUUCUUAUAAGUCGUCUGCCUCCUGUAAAACGGUCGAAUUUUCGAAAAAGAAUGAUUCGAAAAGAAAAGACAAAGCAAGAAGAAAAAAUAAAGAAUUAACGAAAACAAAAAAAAAAAAGAAAAAGAUAAAAGAAAUCGAAGGAAACAAAGAAAAAAAAUGUGAACUUAUAGUUAUUGAUUCGAGAAACACCGAUUUGGCAAUGUUUCAAAGGCGUCGAUUCGAAAGUCGAGAAAACCCGGUUCGAGAGGACAAUAAUAUUCUGUCUAUCGGUGCCAAAACAUUAUUUCCUUUUCUCUUUCAUUUUUCUUUCUUUCUAUUCUUUCUUAUGAACAUUUAUCACAUACACUAAUCUUCUCCCUCCCCUCUAGUAUCCCUGAAAAUGGGGGCCACAAGAAAAAAAGCUAAUUCUAAUGGGUAAGAAACGUACGCGACGCUUUUGAGCCUCGAAUCCUACGAGCAAUAAUCGAAAAUAUAUUCGCGAGCCGGUAGAACGGUGUCACACAGUAUGUACGUGUGUGUGUGCCUAUUGUAAAGGGCGGCGGACGAGGACACACGACGAGGACGAGCCAAUGUAAUUGAAUACGUGAUUUCGGCCAGUUUCGACGGAGGCAAACUUUACCCGUGCCGCGGCGUUAAUCCCGAAUUUACAGUGCGAAUUAUAUCGCGAGGCCGCCUCCAUUCGACUCACACGAUUCGCCGCCCUUUUACUUUUUUCCAUCGUAACAUCGUUUCCUAUCAUUUUCCGCGAAUAAACAAGAAGGGAUUCCUUUUCAAUACCGAGAAUUCGACCGUUUUAUCGAUCAAUAAAUAAUUCACGAAUGAUUUUUAAGGAAGAAAGAGAAAACCGCUUAUAUUAUACACAAAAAGAAAGAAAGAAAAAAAAAACCUUUGAUAGGAACAAGGCAUCGAGAAUUACCUUUUUUCCUUAAAAAAUAAUUCGACCGAACAUGGGGCUUCUUUCGUAGUAACGCGCGUAAUAUGGUUUUUAAUGAAAAUAAGGGGAAUAAGAAUAAUAAAAAAUAAAUAAAUAAGAUAUAUACGGGAAUCUGACUUUGUACUUUUGUACGAUUGCUUUCUAGAUAACGUUCUCAUCUUUGUUUCACGCGUGACUGCGCGCCGCAAGAGUGGGAGUGGCGAGAUAUCCCGAUGUGGCGGACAAGAUUCUAUGUCGGAGGCUCAACAGAAAUAAAUAAUAUAUAUAUUUUUUAAUAUUCUCGUCUUACUUACCAAAACAAUAUAUUAUUAUACAUAAGGGAUUAUAUAAAGUAUAAAACGGGCAACAUUCCGCACAAAGCUCUAGAACCGUUUCCACACGUCGACCUGUCGGGCACGCCACUCCUUCUUAUACGCGCGCAAAACUAUGGACGGCAGACGACCACGAAUCGUUCACGACUAUUAUUAUACAUGAGUAUGUGAGUGUGUGUGCCUCUUGGGAACGCAACGAACUUCCGGUCGACGUGCAUCGUUGUCUCGCUAAUCAUCGAUUAUUCAACCGAGGACAAGCCUGAAUCGAAAUCACGUAGGGAAAUAACAAUAAAGGGAUAAAUAAAAUGAAGGAAAGAAGAAAUAAGAGAAAUAAAGAAACAAAAAAAAAGGAGAAGAGAAAAUUAGUGGAAUGUGUUAAAUGAAAAUGAAGUGACAACAAGGAAAGGUAAUGAGAGAAAAAGAGAUAGUGAUUAUCUGGAUAAUAUAUGUUGUAUCCAUGGACUGAAACGAAUUGAAGGAUCAUAGAUCGCUCAUCGAACGAAUGGUGAACAAAAUAAUAGAGUAGUAAAAACAGAGAAAAUAAAAAAAAGAUAAAUAGAAUAAUAACGUAAUAUUAAUUACGAUUAAAUUACAAAAGGAUAAGAGAAGCAGAACAAAUGGAAGAAAGGAAUUUUACUGUUUAAGAAGAUUAAUCUUUACCUGAGGGCGCGGGAACGGCCUGCAAGAACACCCGAAUUGCGGGCGAAACACGAAGAUUUAAAGAAUAAAAAUGGGAAAAAAGGAAGAAAG